Messenger RNA from Xyrauchen texanus (razorback sucker), 264 nucleotides. RefSeq names its product acyl-CoA-binding protein-like. NCBI's taxonomy places the organism in Eukaryota, Metazoa, Chordata, Actinopteri, Cypriniformes, Catostomidae. The coding region runs from base 1 to 264 and encodes 87 amino acids. Gene Ontology annotation, biological process: fatty acid metabolic process. The record is from RefSeq and is a predicted model, not a curated record. The transcript has a single exon. Gene Ontology annotation, molecular function: fatty-acyl-CoA binding.
AUGUCUGAGGCUGAGUUUCAAAAAGCCGCAGAGGAGGUCAAACAGCUGAAAGCGAAACCGACAGACGCUGAGAUGCUGGAGAUUUACAGUCUGUACAAACAGGCCACCAUAGGAGAUGUAAACACCGCUCAACCCGGUUUGUUAGACUUUACUGGAAAGGCCAAAUGGGAUGCCUGGGAGGCAAAGAAAGGUAUGAGUAAGGAGGAUGCUGUGAAAGCAUUCAUUGCUAAUGUUGAAGAGCUGAAGGUGAAGUACGGAAUCUAA